Microtus oregoni (creeping vole) is the source of this 4776-nucleotide messenger RNA. RefSeq names its product metadherin (gene Mtdh). Lineage: Eukaryota; Metazoa; Chordata; Mammalia; Rodentia; Cricetidae. Gene Ontology annotation, cellular component: nucleus. The record is from RefSeq and is a predicted model, not a curated record. Gene Ontology annotation, molecular function: NF-kappaB binding; transcription coregulator activity. Gene Ontology annotation, biological process: negative regulation of apoptotic process; positive regulation of angiogenesis; regulation of transcription by RNA polymerase II. The coding region runs from base 331 to 2076 and encodes 581 amino acids. The transcript is spliced from 12 exons.
CGCGCGCGGCGUGUGUCGCGGCCGGAGCCGCCAUUGUUCCGCCGGGGGAGGACGGCGGGGCCUGGCGCUGGCGCCCCGACGCCGCUUAGCGGCCGCCUCUGGAGACACUCUGUCCCCGCCGCCUCCUGUCCUCCUGGCGGCGGCGGCGGCGUGAGGCCGGCUGCGGGAACCGGGAGACCCUCGGCCCUCCCCGACCCCCCGCUCGGGCGUGCGGGACGGCCGCGAUGCGUUCGGCCUGAGGUGUCGCGGCCCCCGUCGCUUCCCACGACUCCUCGAGCGGCGUCCGUGCGCCCCGGCGUCAUCCCGCGAGUCUGUGUGACGGGAGGGAAGAUGGCUGCACGGAGCUGGCAGGACGAGCUGGCCCAGCAGGCCGAGGAGGGCUCUGCCCGGCUGCGGGAGUUGCUGUCGGCCGGCCUCGGUUUCCUGCGCACCGAACUGGGCCUCGACCUGGGGCUGGAGCCGAAGCGGUACCCGGGCUGGGUGAUCCUGGUGGGCACCGGCGCUCUCGGGCUACUGCUGCUCUUCCUGCUCGGCUACGGCUGGGCCGCGGCUUGCGCCGGCGCCCGCAAGAAGCGGAGGAGCCCGCCCCGCAAGCGGGAGGAGACGUCCGCGUCAGCCCCGGCCCCCGAAGACCCAGCCCAGCUGAAGACUCUCAGAAGCGACGAGCAGAAGAAGAAGAACCGGAAGAAGCCGCCAGAAAAGCCCAAAUCAAAUGGACGGACCGUUGAAGUACCUGAGGAUGAAGUUGUUAGAACUCCUCGAAGUAUAACAGCAAAGCAGCCACCAGAGACAGACAAGAAAAAUGAAAAGUCAAAGAAAAAUAAGAAGAAAUCAAAGUCAGAUGCAAAAGCAGUGCAAAACAGUUCACGCCAUGAUGGAAAGGAAGUUGAUGAAGGAGCCUGGGAAACUAAAAUUAGUCACAGAGAGAAACGACAACAGCGUAAACGUGAUAAAGUGCUGACUGAUUCUGGUUCAUUGGAUUCAACUAUCCCUGGGAUAGAAAAUACCAUCACAGUUACCACCGAGCAACUUACAACUGCAUCAUUUCCUGUUGGUUCCAAGAAGAAUAAAGGUGAUUCUCAUCUAAAUGUUCAAGUUAGCAACUUUAAAUCGGGAAAAGGAGAUUCUGCACUUCAGGUUUCUUCGGGAUUGAAUGAAAAUCUUACUGUCAAUGGAGGAGGCUGGAAUGAAAAGUCUGUGAAACUCUCCUCACAGAUGAGUGCAGGGGAGGAGAAGUGGAACUCUGUUCCACCUGCUUCUGCAGGCAAGAGAAAAACAGAGCCGUCUGCUUGGACUCAAGACCCUGCUGAUGCUAAUGCCAAUGGGAAAGACUGGGGAAGGAACUGGAGUGAUCGUUCGAUAUUUUCUGGCAUUGGGUCUACUGCUGAGCCAGUUUCUCAGUCUACCACUUCUGAUUAUCAGUGGGAUGUUAGCCGUAAUCAACCCUAUAUCGAUGAUGAAUGGUCUGGGUUAAAUGGUUUGUCUUCUGCUGAUCCCAGCUCAGACUGGAAUGCACCAGCAGAGGAGUGGGGAAACUGGGUAGAUGAAGAAAGAGCUUCUCUUCUGAAGUCCCAGGAACCGAUCCCUAAUGAUCAAAGAGUCUCAGAUGAUGAUAAAGAAAAAGGAGAGGGAGUUCUUCCAACUGGAAAAUCUAAAAAGAAGAAAAAGAAAAAGAAGAAGCAAGGUGAAGAUAACACUCUCUCACAGGACACAGAAGAACUAGAAAAAGACAAUGGAGAAGAGCUUCCUGUGAAUACCUCCAAAGCCCAUCCAAAACAGGAGAGAGUGUUUUCCCUGAAGACCAUGAGCACUAGUGAUCCAGCUGAAGUACUCGUCAAAAAUAGCCAGCCUAUCAAGACUCUUCCACCUGCUGUCUCUACCGAGCCAUCUGUCACCUUAUCCAAAGGUGACUCUGACAAGAGCUCUUCCCAAGUGCCAUCGAUGUUACCAGACACAGACAAACCCAAGUCAAAUCCUAAGCAAAAUAGUGUGCCUCCCUCACAGACCAAGUCUGAAACUAACUGGGAAUCUCCAAAACAAAUAAAAAAGAAGAAAAAAGCCAGACGGGAAACGUGAAUUUUUUUUUUCCUGAAUUGGACAUGUGUUUACAAACACUGUCUUGAAGAUUAUGCUGUUUAUGCAAUAAUUUGUGAACAUGUACAGAGUUUUAUAUAAAUUUAAACCAAUUUUUAAAACAAAACUGAAUUCAACACCAUAAAAUGGAAUCAAAGGAAAGUUAAUUUAUGAGAUUAAGAGGUGAACAGAAUACAUACUACAGUGCUGGAAGACACUUGGGAGAAUCUUUUCAAUUGAAGAAUAUUAUCUGGUUUUACAACAGUUCCCUGUUUACAACAGAUUGUGCCCUCUCAUCUGCAGCUGAGGAACAGUGGAUUCUGAUUAGAAAGAAGGCCGCCUAGAAACCAGUAGGCAGCUCCUUGGAACUUAUGCACGAACUUAGACCAUUUGAAUCUGUUUUAUGCUUAAAUCAAAGUGCUUCGAUCAAAUGCGUGAUCUGCCAUAUCUUUACAUAUUUGUUGUAGCAAUUUGUAUGAAAAGAAUCACAAGUGCAAAUAAAGAGGCAUCUAUCAUUUGUUAACUAAACUGUCUUGGUUUAGUUUACAGUUCUUAAAAAGUUCUUAAUUAAAACAUUGAAAAAUGCAAUUGACUUGUAUGGCUUAAAAAGUUAUUUUUGAUAGUCUUACAUUACUUGAAUUAUUCAAAGUAACAGUAUAUUUUAAAUUAAGAAAGGUAAACUAUAUUAUUUGUUCAAUAUGAUUAAGACUGAGACUAACAAAUAAUGCUCUUGUUUAUGAUUUGAAAACUUGCAGGCAAAAUCCAAACUUAAUAUUUUCCUUUCCCUAGCAGUUUUUCCAGUGUCAAUUCUUAGUUGCUAGUAAUUUUUUUUUUACUUUGAAAAUGAAGUAAUUUACAACUUUUGAACAUAUGAUGGAGAACGGAAAAGUAGUCAGACAGCUUUAAUUGACAUUGUCGAGACCUCCAGUUAUCAGGAAUACAUUUUUUACUGCCUUAACCUGUAGUGCGCAGAAUAUGCAUCAGUUUCUUGAAGGGGAUUCAUGUUUUUCUAAGAAUUUUCAUGUACCUAUUGCAAUUGUGGUCAAAAAAGGAACAUUUUCUGCUUGAAACUCUUGGUUUAGAUGACGUGUGUUCUGUCACCGUUUUCAGGCACUGUGUGAUCUCCAGGAAACUGGCAGGCCUAACUGUUGAUGGUGCAUGCGUGGCCAUGUGCACUGUAAAUAGCCUUUACCAACCGUGUUCGACAAGGACCACACUUAACACCACUUACGAAUCGUGAUAAGAAAAAAGCCAUGGUUUAUUGAUGUGAGUGGCGCCGGGAAAGAACCUGAUUAAAAGCUAUAACCAAUGGUACUGAUCUAUCCAUCAAAAUUGUCUUUCUGUUUGACUGUAGUUUAAUGAUAUUUUCAGCUGGGAAAGCUACCAGAUGUAAAAUGGUUUAGUUCUGCUGAAGACUGGCCUUACUAAUGGACAGCUUUCCUCACAAGCAAUUAACAGCCUUUUUUCAGGUGUUAGCAUCUGUUUCAGGAACACGGCAGUGUGUUUACAUGUCGUCAGAAGUGUUGUUUGAAUGGGAUUUCUAAAUUAAUUAACUUGUUUAAAUAAAUUCAGAAAUGGAUAGCAUUGUUUUUAUUUGCUUCGCUAUUGGGGUAAAUAAUAGCUGAUACGCCAGGAUUGGAGCCUUCAGGUGGCUCUGUGAACUUCACGUUCCCUCAGGGGGGCUGCCACGUUGUGUCCCCGGGGGACUUGGAUGAGGAGUCUGCACUUUCAGAGUGUGCCAAAAGGUCAGUGCUCAGAAGUUUAGUUGAACUCUCUCAACUCUACCUCACUGUUCCUUUUUCUUUUAAUUCUUUGGGCUAGGUCAAACGUGAAACUUUAUUUUUCCCAAUUCAGUCACUUCCUGUAGGAGGGCGGCACCUCACACCAGGUACCAACAAUACCGUCUUCGUGAGCAGCAAUGUGUCAUGGGAGUAGACCAAGCACAGUGGUACCCUGGGUGGGUCAGUGUGGAGAUGGCCUCUGUGCCUUCCUUCUCUCUGGCUUAUGAGCCAGGCUAUUUUGUUUUUCAGAAGGCAGCUAUUCAAGUGUUCGUUGCUCGUUGCCUCUUUAUUGAUCUUUAUGUAGCAGGACAGUGAUUUCUUGUCACUAAACAGAGGAACUGGUUUCUGUCAUCAACCCAGAAAACACUGAAACCUAGGUAAUGGCGAUUAAGGGGGUGGCAAUAAAGAGGGUCCCUAAAGCCACCUGCCUCCCUGCCAUGGGUGUGGCCAUAUCAGAGUUCUCCAACUGCAUUCUCCCCAUCCGUGCCCUAAAUUGAGAAACAGUUGAGAGAGUCCAAAAAGAAAGUAUUGAAAUAAAAUUUCAUUAAUGUAAUUUACCAUGUUUAAUUUGUGCAUGUAUUUUAUUGGGGAGGGGAAGUUGGAAUAAUUUAUCCAAACCUAAUGGUAUUAUUUCAUAGGUUAAUCCAGUUUGUAUUUGAGUUAAAGUUCCCAGAGGGUAUUAAUUAAUUGCAGAGUUUAGUUUUUCUUAAUUGAAAACAGUCCUCUAUUAAUAUAGUAUGAAAUAUCAAAAUUUAGCAGUUAGGUUCUAAAGUGUCUAAUGGCUGUCUUAAGGUUUUCCUGUAAACUCAUUGCACAAACUGGAAUUGGAAUUGCUUUCAAAAGAUUUGGGGAAUGAAAAUAUGUCAUGUGUAAGAUGCACUGAGUGUUGUAAAUAAAACAAACCGGCUUUGUUUUGUUUAAA